Messenger RNA from Patella vulgata (common limpet), 944 nucleotides. RefSeq names its product IQ calmodulin-binding motif-containing protein 1-like. The record is from RefSeq and is a predicted model, not a curated record. The transcript is spliced from 6 exons. The annotation marks the transcript as partial. Gene Ontology annotation, cellular component: cilium. Gene Ontology annotation, biological process: cilium assembly. Gene Ontology annotation, molecular function: calmodulin binding. NCBI's taxonomy places the organism in Eukaryota, Metazoa, Mollusca, Gastropoda, Patellidae.
CUGUUAGACUAGACUGGACAACCUGCUCUAAAUGACGUCAGGCUUGUUCCUACGUCACUGCGCUAUUCUGACUUCAAUAUGCAAGUCAGAAAAGGAGUGACGUAGGAGCGAGUCUGACGUGUUAGAGCAGGUUAUCCAGUCUACUGUUAGACUGGUUGAACGCGACCAAAUCAAGGAGGGACAACUCUAUUUACCCGGGAGAUGUGAGCGGACUUGUUUGUUAUUAUAUUUUUAUUUUUUCGUUAUUUCAACAAUUUAAUUUCGAUUUAUGAUGUAUUAAAUGAAAAAGACAAAUUCACGAAAUGUCCACUUUAAAUGAAACGCCACGCUCUGAUCGCAGAGACAAGCGAGUGAUAAAUUUGGCAGCUGAAAUAUCCGAGGCAAGAGACAGAAAAAUUCCAAUUUUGUUGCUGGGGGUAAAAGGUAUCUUGAAUAGUGCUGAAUCUGGAAGUCAAGAUGGUGUGAGAAUACGACAAGAACUGUACAGUUAUAAUGUUUUACAAGUACUUGUGUUGGUCCUGAGACAAGAUUUUUCAGUCAUUGAUGGCGAUUGGACCACUGCAGCAUCUCUUGCUAAAAUACUCAGUGUAGCUUGUACUGGUGUGGAUUUAAAGAAAGAAGAUGCAUCCGGAUUCUAUGAGGGCCUUCUACCUAAAGCCUGUGAAAAUCUGUUUUUAUUGUGCAGACAUAUCCAGGCACACUAUACACAGAUUCCUGAAACAGAUUUUAGUGAAAUUGAAGAAGCUAAAACUAUGGAGAAUUUUCAAACGGUUAUGGAUGCCUUAGCCUAUUUGGUUGCAGCUCAUAGCCAUCUAUGUAAAAAUGUAUACACAUCACCAUGGUUACUACAACUGUUGAUAUCAGAUGAUGUUGAUACCGUAGUCAGUGUGAUGUCAUUCCUUCUUAAAAUAAUCAGAAUUAACGGGUAUUUAUUGAAUAAACUA